Aplysia californica (California sea hare) is the source of this 2658-nucleotide messenger RNA. Its product is annotated as flocculation protein FLO11. The coding region runs from base 487 to 1395 and encodes 302 amino acids. Lineage: Eukaryota; Metazoa; Mollusca; Gastropoda; Aplysiida; Aplysiidae. The transcript has 2 exons. The record is from RefSeq and is a predicted model, not a curated record.
UGUGCUUUAGAUCUACAGUUUCUGAAAUACUAGGAUACAUGGAAGUAAAAUUACUUGCAUUUCUGAAAUGUCCAUCCCCGAAAAAUACAAACAGCACGCCUGGAUUGUGGUAAUGGCUUUGUGUGAGAGUACACUUUAGAUUUAUUCUCUCCCUGUAGGGUUUGGGGUGACACACAGUGCCAAUAACUUCUUCUUGGUUAGUCUUCUCUGAAGGACUUUUUGGAUGCCACUGCAAGAUAAACUAGAUUAUCCUUAUCAGUGAUCUUGCUUUCACUAACAAAAAUGCACACCAGCUCUAAGGAAUAUAUGUUUUUGAUAAUGCAUUCAAAGCCUUAGAACACGACUUCUAGUUUACAUGAAAAUGUCUCUUCCACCUCAUAAUUGCCAAUGGGACAGCAUCAAGCCACCCUUCCUGCAUUAUAAAUACAUGUAUAUUAUUAUCCUGUAUGUUUUUGUCAGGUCAGCUCCCUCUGUGACGUCACAACAAUGGCUAUCCCGAGAGAGAGAACGGCAGCUUAUCGGAGCGGCACCUCACAUGCACACAUCUGGUCGUGUUCGCGGAAAAGCAGCUUUGGCGAUGAAAAACGCACUUCCAGUUGUUGCGCCCGUUCAACCUCAGGAACAAGGCAACAGGUGAGCGACUCAACUGUAAUUCUAUCCUCCACCCUACCAUCCCCAAGACCCACGUCUAGCUCGACUGACAAUACUACUCUUAGCUCUUCUUACAAAAUGUCACCAAAGGCCAACCCACGUUCUGCACGUCUAGCCACACCCUCUACGACUCCUUCUUCGCCGCGACCGACAGGUUUGAAGAAAGAGAGUAUCCAGAGAUUGACGAAUGGUGGGAUCCCUCUCACAGCCAGGAGAAGACGUCUGUCUCUGGACGCUGCAGUCGCAGCUACCGAAGACACUAAGAGACAUUUCGCUGAAAGCCAAGAGCCUCGAUCUAUUCUCAAGACAGGCACACGUCGAAGCAGUGUCACUUACAUUGACAGUUCUUCUUUCUCUUCGACGUGUGAUACACCUUCAACGUCAGGGUCGUUUACAACAGCAUCCACCACGAUCCCCAUUCAAACGGAUCUUUUAUCCCUUUCUUCCUCACCGUCUUUAUCUUCCUUGACGUUGUCGUCGUGUUCAUCUCGGCAGCUCGCAGCCCCAACCACCACGACCACCGUGGUGAAGAAGGAAGGCAUCGAGGUGGCGCCACUCUCGUGCUCUCCAACUAGUGAGAACAGUUCAGAGGACGGGCUGAGACGCUUUCGUUACAAGUUGCCCGUAGAGCCAAUAACGUCAUAUGAUGUAGGCCCAAAACGAGUGACGUUUGAUGACGACGUUCUGGUCAUACCAAAAAGCUGCCAUCGAGAGAGGAGACUGUCAUUGCCUUCUAAAAAGUGACUCGAAAUCUAAAGUAAAUAAUAUGUAGAGAAAAACAAUAAAAACACAAUAUAUUACCUUUGUCUCCACCAUUUAUUCAGUGUUAGUGUUUUGUACAUAUCUCGAUCUUAGUCUUCAGGCUGUUAAUCUGAAGGAGCUUUCUGACAUUUUUCAAUUUAAUACAUGUACACAAGGAUGGGCCGAUAAGCCAGUUUUUUUUUAAUUCUUGCCAUAUAUUUCGCACCAAAUAAACAUUAGUUUAUAAUUCUCCAUUCAAGGAAUGACUUUACAGAACAAAAAGGUAGAAUAACUAUCUGGCGUGCUUGAGGGUCCCGAUUUGAGGUUUACGUUUUUGAAGAAUCGAAAAACAGCCGGUAACACCAAACAUCCAGGCUAUAAAGGAAGAGGAAGGCCCCGCAAAGGUGGACUGAGGGAGUCAAGGAAACCCUGAGUAAUUAUGAUAUCCCAUUUGAAAGAGCUGUGGAGCUGGCCUACCGUAGAAAACUGCAUGUCCCUUCGACGCUUAACGGCAACAGAGAAUGAAAAAAAUAUGAGUAAAAGUAAGAAAGUAAAACCUCCAAGCCUUUUGAAGCACACAACAAAUCGUGGAAUGUUCAUCGUUAUGAUCUUGAUGCUUAAGGUCAAGUCUAAAAAUAGAAACUUCAAAACUUCCCCUGUAUAUCGAAAGUAUAAUUAACAUGAAGGUACAGCAUCGUUACAGAUAACAGUAGAACAAGCGACAAAGACCCAACAGCAAAACGACGAAAUACAAAAGUUUUUAUUCAUUGUUUCUCUGAGCACAUCACUUUCAGUGAACUGGCUGGUGUAAGGUGGGGGUGGGAAGGAAGUUAUCCUGAUAGGAGGUGACGAUGAUGAUGGUCAGAGAUGGGUGGUGUGAUAACAGUAAAGGGAGUUGACUGAAGUAGUGGGGAUGGGGGUGAGCUUUGGUGAUGAUCGUAGGACAGAAGAAUAACUCGUUUAAAGAAGUGCCGAUUUGAUGAUAUUAUUGUAAUAUCUCUGUCUAAAUCCAUUAUUUCUUCAGAAGAUCUCUAUAAAGGUUAAGAAGCUUGUUUGUUUUUUCUCUGAGAUAAUUUAACACAAAAUGUAAUGGCAAACUUUUGUUUCUUAAAUCUUUCUGCGGUUUUCUAAAAGAGGCAUAUAAUUUAUCAGUUGCACUGGGGUUCUUUUUCUCUAUUAACAUAAUAUUUGUCUGUGGCUGGGGUGUGGGACUUAUACCUAAAACCAUCAACAUUCUUUUGGGAGCUAUAAAUUGGGAGCUAUAAA